Molecule: messenger RNA, 1985 nt
Organism: Lingula anatina
Lineage: Eukaryota; Metazoa; Brachiopoda; Lingulata; Lingulida; Lingulidae
Product: fibrinogen C domain-containing protein 1
Biological process (GO): blood coagulation
Source: RefSeq, a predicted model, not a curated record
UCUUUUCUUUUUGUCUUUAUUAUAAUAAAUUUAAAGUUAAACUUUUAUCUCCCUUAGCUUCUUUUUACACUGUAGUGUUUGAGCUUUUAAAUCACUGUUUUCAUCAAAUUCCAAUAUUUUUCUACAUUUCCCCCUCAAUGAAACAUUCAUAUUGUAGCGUGCUCUCCCUAGUUUCUCUCCCUAUAAUACGAGUCCGGCUCUCUGCACUUAUGGUAAGUGGCGGGCACAGUAACAUAACUCGGCCCUCAGAAAAAGCUGGAUCACCACGGUCUCGGCUCGGCUGUAUCUACUGGAUACCCGGCUGUCUCGGCUGGAAACCACGCUGGCAAGUCGUCUCGGCUAGGAACCCGGCUGGCUGGCUGGCAGGUCGUCUCGGCUAGAAACCCGGCUGGAAAGUCGUCUCGGCUGGCGGGUCGUCUCGGCUGGAAAGCAAAAUCUCUCUAGUGUGAGAGCACACCUCGGUUAGCCUCAUCGGCGUAUUACCAUGCAGGUCGAGAGAAUCCUCUAGUAACUACAGAGCUUCGGUACUGAGAGCCGUGGUGAAUCUGACACUGGAAGUAUCUGACUGCCGCAUUCUGCUUCUACACCCCCUUUUAUAUGGGCGUGUGCCAUAUUUGAUUAUAGAAACACAUUUAAAGAUCAACUUACCAGGAUGUGAGGCUUUAUAGUUCUAUUAUUUGCCAUUACAACCCAUUCAAAAACAGGACUUGAAAGAGUCAACAAGACUAGGCGCUUCCUUCGACGGCCAUAUUCUACUUCUACCAGAGGGGAAUAACCAUCAAGUCUGCGUAAAAUGAGAACGUACAUUUGGAUACCAAUGAUGGUUUGGAUAGCGGUGACGAAAGAGGCAGUUACCUGUACAUGCCAAAAAUUUGAAAGAGCAGAUUGCUGUUGUCCACAUCCAGACUGUGCCUCCAUCUAUCGGUCGGGAGUACAUCAGAGCGGCGUUUACUGGCUCAGACCGUAUGAUAACAAAGGAGGGUUCUGGGCGUAUUGUGACAUGUUGACUGACGGGGGCGGAUGGACGGUGUUCCAGAGACGCCAAGAUGGUUCCGUUGACUUUUUCCGUGACUGGGAGGCAUACAAAGAAGGAUUUGGAUAUCCCAAUAGUGAACACUGGCUCGGCAACGAGUUCCUCCACCGCUUGACGGGACAGAGGGUGUACGCUUUGAGAGUAGACUUGAGAGACGGUAACGGUACCGAAGCCUACUCAAAGUCCUCCCUCUUUAAAAUCAGCGAUGAGGCUGGGAAAUACACGCUUACACUGGGGGACUACUCGGGAACGGCCGGCGGUCCCUUGUCUGGUAACGGGGCCGCGUUCAGUACGAAGGACCGGGACAACGACGUUUAUAAUCAAAACUGUGCUUCGAUCUUCAAAGGCGCAUGGUGGUACACAAAAUGCCAUUCUUCUAACCUGAAUGGGCACUACUACAACGGACCGCACGACUCCUAUGCUGAUGGUGUGAAUUAUCAGCAGUUCAGAGGGUACCAUUACUCGCUUCCAUUCACUGAGAUGAAGAUACGCCCAUCUGAUUUUUGAAAUUAUUAUGCUCUGUACUGUAUACUUUCAAUACGAAAAAUUAAAUAGGCACUUGCUCUGUGUUGCGAAACAACCCUAUUUUUAAUCAUUAAUAUCCAAUUAUGUUUUCUUCAAACCUGAUGUUGUCUCAUACUAAACGUUGCACCCCCCUCCCCCAUCUCAAAAACCAUCCCUGGCCUUUCAGUUAAAUAUUUUAAUAUUUAUAUUAAAAUACUGCUAUGGCUAUAUCAUUAAAGCUCCCUUUUAAGCCACAGUAUAAUAUUAGUAUAUCAUGCGUCCACUCUUUUUUAUUUCUGCAGAAUGCCUAACGAUAAAAUAUCAAGCAAGAUUCUGCUACGAUUUUGUGGCCUUAUUUAGAAUUCAAAUCGGUUUAAACUGAGACUCUUCGAGGCAAAAACUGCUACAUGUAUUUUAUGCUUGAUGAAAUAAAGUUAUGAAAAGUAAU